Molecule: messenger RNA, 3382 nt
Organism: Mobula hypostoma (lesser devil ray)
Lineage: Eukaryota; Metazoa; Chordata; Chondrichthyes; Myliobatiformes; Myliobatidae
Product: DNA-binding protein RFX5-like
Exons: 10
Coding region: 854-2626 (590 amino acids)
Biological process (GO): regulation of transcription by RNA polymerase II
Molecular function (GO): DNA-binding transcription factor activity, RNA polymerase II-specific; RNA polymerase II cis-regulatory region sequence-specific DNA binding
Source: RefSeq, a predicted model, not a curated record
GGGAGGUGUGGUAGGCCGGCCGGGAGAGAGGGAGGGAAAGAAAGAAAGAUUAGUGACAUUGGCUUCAAUAAUGUCAACAUUCUCGCCAUCUCCCUCCAAUCUAUCCCAACUACCAGGGCUCCAGCCCUGAUUUUAACUAAUAAGCACAGCCAAUGAACCAAAUUCAGUCUUGGGGAGGGUGUCUGCAGGCAUGCUGCACCAGGUUUUCAUGCCCUUUUUUCUCUAGAUGGGGCAUUGCAGAAUUAUUGUGGCGUGGCCGUCUAUAGUGCAAGUCAGGUGGUAAUGGAAGACACAAGAGACUGCAAAUGUUAUAAUCUGGAGCAACAAGUGGAGGAACUCAGCGGAUUGUAGCCAUACAGGAUGGAAGUGGGCCCUCAGACCCAACUGGUCCAUGCUGACCAAGAUUUAUAUCCAAGGGAGAUACAUUGGCCAAUAUCUCUCUGAACCUUUCUUAUCCACGUGUGCCCUUUAAAUGUUGUUAAUGCACCUGCCUCAGCUUUGACAGCAAAGUCCAGCUGCUGGCCAUUACCUGCAGUUUAGCUACUAAGCCCAGUGGAACCAUUUCUACUUACAGGAGAAGGGGCAAAGGUGGGUUGCUGGCACCUUAAAACCAGUUGCUUCGGGCUGUUAGGACAUGCCAGCUGUGGUCGGCAACUCAUCUAGCCGAAGGAAAACUCUGAUCUCAAACCUCUGCUGCCUUACAGCUACACCCACUCGUGGAGAAGGCUUCAGGAAUAAACCCUAAGGGAAAAAUCCAGGGGUGGAGGCCCUAAGGCAGUUCUACGUGGAGUUCAACGCUGACUAGCAACUCCUACGACGUAGCUGGUGCCAAAUUGUAUCGAGAUUGGAUUCCAUGGAGGAAGAAGAGGCCCACCUGAAAUCACCGAACCGAGGGAGUCUAACACCCCACGAUUCAGAGGCAGUGGAUACCGAGCCAAGUACUCUGCUCCACAAGUUAAAGGGUGGUAUCAGCAAAAAUGUUCAGUUGAAGGUCGACAAUGUUCUGCAAGAAGUCAAAGGGUUUUCGGAUUCAGAGAAGCUUUACCUCUAUCUGCAGCUCCCUUCAGGCCCCAGCCAUGGAGACAAAAGCUCCAGCAUCAGCAGCAGUGACCCGUAUCCCACAAGCACUGCUGAUCAAAUGCACGCUUGCAACUGGAUAAGGAACCACCUGGAGGAACAUCCAGACACCUGUCUACCAAAGCAAGAUGUCUACGAUGCUUACAAACGUUACUGUAAUAAUUUAUCCUACCGGCUCCUGAGUGCAGCAAACUUUGGCAAAAUCAUGCGCGAUGUCUUUCCGAACUUCAAGGCCCGACGGCUGGGAGGGCGAGGCCAGUCUAAAUACUGCUAUGGUGGGAUUAGAAGAAAGACUGUGGUCAGCAUGCCUUCCCUUCCAAGCCUGGACUUGAAGCUCCCAGACCCGCUGGAGGCGAAGGAAGCAGACAAGUCCCAGCAGAACGAGGUGCUGGUGUCAGCGGCCAUCAGCCUGAUCUGUGAGUGGGCUCAGCGGGUGCUGAUGAGGCAAUUCGACUCAGUUGUGGACCUGGCCCGUUUCCUCGUGAUGGAGCACCUCAUCAGCCCCAGGACCAAGAACGCAAUGCUGGUGAAGGAGGAGCUUAUGACUGAAAAUAUGUUGAAAACCCAGAAAGAUCCAAUGCAGCGACAGCAGUCCAAGAUCACUGGGAAGGAAACUGAGGAGAGGACAGGAACGUCAGAGACGGAGGUUUCCAAGGGGACAGUGCCAGGUGUCCAGAGCGGAAAGGAAGAUGGGCCACCGGCCGGCCGGGGAAAGCAGACCAGCGCGGCUGAUGUCGACAGCGUGAUAAAUCGCUUCGCCCCCAUUCGGCCCAAGGCACAGGCCAAGAAACUGGUUACAAUUCCAACUGCCAGUAUUGGUCCCUGCGUCGCCCCCUCUGCCUUGCCCGUCCGGAUGGGUGCCAUCCCACCUCCGGUACCGCUCACUCUGCCGCCAGGGGCCAGCAGCACAGGGAUCAUGGCUGCGGGAAGCGUGCCAAUGCUGAAGAAAGUGGCUGUCAUCCUCCCGGGUCCUGCGCCAGAGGUAAACCCCUGUGCCACCUUACUCGACCUGUCCAUUGGCAAGGGUUCUGUCAGCAGCAAGCUCAAGGAUGGAAAGCACUGGCCUGACCAGCCAAAAAGCCCGCCAGCCUGCUCCUCGCCACGGAAGCGCCCUGCCAGUUCGAUGCCUGCCUCCGAAGACAGGCAGGCCUCCAAGAAGAGGAGGGGCCGCCCUCGGAAGGUGUCUGAAGGGAAGGGGGAUCCUGGCGGGAUGGCCGUCACCACAGAGAUGCCUGCAGCUCCCGACGCAGCCUGCCUGCUAGAGAGCACACGUCACACCAAACUGGGCACAGACGCCAGUACCACAGCCCCUCUGCCAGUCACCUCGUCCGUGGAUAACACUAUGAAACUGCCAGAGAGAGCCUCACUCUCACCCUCACCCCUAGUCCCCAGUCAGCUGAGGACUAACUGUGGGCUUGCGGAGCUGGGAGUGCGCCAGACCUCUGUGAUCAGACCACUGCCCAGUCUGGCUUGCCGGGACUCCGUGAGCAGAAACACUGGCGCACAGGACCCCCAGGACUCGCUGGGGGCGGCCGCUCACCCUCAGUAAGGCUUGACUAGGUGAGCAGAAGUGAGCACUGGGCAGUGGGGGUAUCAUGUUGGUGGUAUCGUAUCUUCAAGUUACAUGCACGCUAUUUAGUCCCACAGUUACUCUACGGGACUAUUUCGCCUGCUCAACAUCACCCUACCAAGGAAUUUCAAGCCCUUCCCUCUCCUACCCCACACUUGGAGGGACCUGAUGAUUUGAGAACUCAGUCUACUUUUCUACAUGCUGUUCUGUUUAAAAACUGAUCAACUGUUUGAUAUUUGACAGAUACACAUAUUAAUGGUUCCAAAAAUGAGAAAUCUAUGUUAAAGUUAUUUCCUCUUAAUGCUGAUUUUGUCUGGGGAGAGACGAUAUUGACUAAUCAUUCCCAGGGCGACUGUCAGUGUUUCAGCUGAGUUGAAGGUGAAGGGGGCAGAUGGCAGAAUUGACAGCAAGCUGGGCACCACGGUCGCACGAUGCUAUAAACAGCUUGGGGCGUCAGAAUUCGGACUUCAAUUCUGUAAGGAGUCUGUAUGUCCUUCCGCGGAAUGCGUGGGUUUCCUUUGGGUGCUCUGGUUUCCCCCUACGGUCCCGAGAUGGACUAGUUAGUUAAUUGGUCAUUGCAAACUGUCCUUUGAUUAGGCUAGGGUUGCUGGGCGGUGUGCCUUGAAGGGCCGGAGGGCCAAUUCAGUGCUGUAUAUCUAAAUAAAUCUUAUCAUUCCACAAGCAAGGUAUUUACUCGUAGAGUUGAAAUAAAGCCGUCGAAUUGAAAAAAGCCUC